UCUGUGCAGGACGUCAUAGUGCGGCGCCUGUGUUGCUAUUUUGUAGUUUAGGUUAGGGAAUGCUGUUUUGUGUUUCAGAGGUAUUUUAAUAUUUUACAGUACUUGGUGGUGGAACAAGGAAAUAAACUGGUAGUGGAAGACGUGACCUAUGGAGUCACAAAUUGAAACCCUUCCCUUUGAGAAUGCCUCGAUCCUCUCAGAAAGCACGUCACAAGAGGGUCAUCGACUUUGGAUUGGCAACAUUGAUCCUAAGAUUACAGAAUACAACCUUGUAAAACUUCUGGAACGAUUUGGCAAAGUCAAGCAGUUCGAUUUUCUGUUCCAUAAAUCUGGUCCGUUGGAGGGGCAGCCACGAGGGUACUGCUUUGUAAACUUUGAGACAAAAGAGGAAGCAGAACGAGCUAUUCAGCGUUUAAACGGCAAACUGGCCCUGUCUAAGAAGCUGGUGGUACGCUGGGCACACGCACAAGUCAAAAGAUUCGAUCAGUUCAGAAAUGAUAAAGUUCUUCCUAUCAGUCUUGAACCUUCGUCUAGCACAGACCAAACUCCAACCACACUAACCGUUAAUGCAAAAAUAAAAGCUAUUGAAGCCAAACUGAAAAUGAUGGCAGACAACCCAGAUGCAGACUAUAGUGGACCCUCAGCUUACUCAUACAAUAAACCCACAGAGAAAAAACGAACUGCUCCUUAUAGCAAACAGCCCCGCAGAACCAAACGAUGACACUUUCAAAGAGGAGCUUUACAUUAGGAACUGUUUCUGCACUCUUUACAAUCCUAUGAUCUUUUGUAUCAUGGAAGUACUUUUUUUUUUUUUUUUCAGAAACGUAAUAGAUAACUUAUUAAAUUUGGUUGUAAACUCCAACAUUCUGUAGUGAGGUCAAGUUUCUGUGUAGGGUAUGUUGAGCUGCUGGGUAGGUUACAUACCGGAGGUGUCUGCUGGUACAGUAAAGUUCAAUUUUAUCACUGUUUUGUGUUGUUUUUUAAAUGUGCUUCAUCUCCUAGAAAGUUUGAUAAAUAUGAGGGUUUUUUCUAUUGAAAUUUUGUACCAUUUAGGCAGAAUGUUUUGAAUGGGUAUGUAUUGCUAUAUUUUUCAUUAUCAUCUAUUGUUGUUGAUACUGUUUUCCUUCUUGAAAUUUGUAUAAACUUGUAUGAUGAUUUUCAUUAUUAAGCUUGGCUUUUGUAUUUUUUAGUAUUAUUUGAGCGUGUUUAUUUUAAAACUUUGCUUGCAUAAUCAUAUUUGUGUGUGUGUGUGUGUGUGCGUGCAAGCUACAAAAAUGCAUAGACCUCUAAUUUAGUAUGACAUAUACCUGUUUCAGUUGGUGUACAAAAGAUGAAAGUAUAACCCUUUUUGAUGUGAAGCUAUUGUAAAUGAGACCAAAUGAACUAACUAGACUGCUUGUGAAUCAAGCUUGACUGUACACUGAUUACUCCACUAAAGCCACUCUUAGAUAGAAGUGUUAAUUUUCUGUUCUGCCGAGUUCUUCAGUAUUCAACAACACAAAUGUUAUUUUCAAGGUUUCAAACCAUUUCUUUGAAUCAUAUAUGGUGUAGUUUAUUACAGCUUUCUGUUGUCCUCUGAAGCAGAAGAGAUUGCCUAAACAAUAGAAAGUCCUUCAGUCUACCCAAAUACGGGGUGAAAUUAUGUUGUCAUAAUGAUUUACAGUAUUGCACGUUGUAUUGCUUAACUUUAAAGGAGAAAGAAUACAUAUAUCAUGUGGAAAGUACUAGGAAUAGUAUUAUUAUAUUGUCUCAUGUUUUAAUUGCAGCAAGGGUCGUUACAAUUAACUAACGACUUUGAAGUUUCAGGAAACCCAACUAAUCCUCAUGUUUAAAGUCUAUGCCUUUUUAUGUGAUUUAAAAAAAAAAAUUUUUUACCACUAUUGUGAAGUGACUUUCAUUUCAUUCUCCUAAUGCUGACCCAUUUAGCUGUCAGAAUGAAUAAAAAUGAGUGCAUGAAGUCCACUAAA
Molecule: messenger RNA, 1967 nt
Organism: Acipenser ruthenus (sterlet)
Lineage: Eukaryota; Metazoa; Chordata; Actinopteri; Acipenseriformes; Acipenseridae
Product: probable RNA-binding protein 18
Exons: 6
Coding region: 149-721 (190 amino acids)
Molecular function (GO): RNA binding
Source: RefSeq, a predicted model, not a curated record